AUGUCAGACAGCGAGUCGGAGAAAAAGACGGUUCGGCUCGAGCCCGUGUUACGCGACAUGAAGAUUGAGGAAGGGCAACCCCACGUGGCUGAGAGCGAGGAUGCGAAGGUGAAGUUGGAAGACGAUCGGCUCGGACGUACACCGACCCCCAUGUCUAUCCCAUCAAAAACCAAGUCUCGGUCUACAUCUCACUCUCCCGUCAAGCGAAGCCCGAGUUCUUCAACGCCCGUGGAUGAGAAGCAGGAGGAGAUUGUUGGUGGGGAGGUCACAUUGAAGAUGGAACCAGGCAAAGCACCCAAAUUGACGCGUAAAGCCUCGCAGAAGGUUGUGUCAAAGCCGCCACCACUAUACUUGGACUUGCCCGAUGUUACCGAGGAAGCACAGAAAUUAUUCAGUGUGCUCACUGAGUGCACGUAUGGCAAUAAGUCGCUAGGCACAACAGAGCCUGCACUUGAAUGCGAUUGUUCGGAAGAGUGGGAUGCAGAAGAUGGGGUCAACAGGGCUUGUGGCGAGGAUUCCGACUGUAUCAACCGCGCGACGAAGAUGGAAUGUAUAGUGGACUGCGGCUGCGGGGCGGCGUGCGAGAAUCGCCGAUUCCAACAAAAGCAGUAUGCCAACGUGACUGUCAUGAAAACGGACAAAAAAGGGUUUGGAUUGAGGGCCAAUACUAACCUCAAGCCUGGCGAAUUCGUUUUCGAAUACAUCGGCGAGGUCAUCAACGAGCAAAAUUUUCGCCGCCGAAUGAUCCAGUACGAUCAAGAAGGUAUCAAGCACUUCUACUUCAUGUCUCUCACGAAAGGCGAAUUUGUCGAUGCGACAAAGAAGGGCAACCUUGGACGAUUUUGCAAUCACUCGUGCAACCCGAAUUGCUACGUAGACAAAUGGGUCGUGGGUGACAAGUUGCGUAUGGGCAUCUUCGCCGAGCGUAAGAUCAAGGCAGGGGAGGAGCUAGUUUUCAACUACAACGUUGACCGGUAUGGCGCCGAUCCGCAGCCAUGUUAUUGCGGUGAACCGAAUUGCACGGGAUAUAUUGGCGGAAAGACUCAGACCGACAAUGCUACGAACCUCUCGCACGCAACGAUUGAAGCGCUUGGUAUCGAUGACGGGGAUGGCUGGGACACGGCUACUGCGAGGAAACCUCGCAAGAAGAAGGCCAGUGAGGACGAUGAGGAGUACGUCAACAAUAUACAACCUAGGAGUUUGGAAGAGAACGGAGUGCAAAAGGUCAUGGCCGCUCUUCGACAGUGCAACGAGAAAUGGGUGGCUGUCAAGCUUUUGAGUCGCAUCCAGCGGACCGACGACGAAAAGGUUGGCCAUCGUGUCAUUCGCAUGCAUGGCUAUCUCAUCUUCAAGAUGACUCUGACCGCAUGGAGGGACGAUACCAAUAUUGUCCUGCAAGUGCUUGACAUUCUCUAUAACCUGCCUCGAAUCACGAAAAACAAGAUUCAAGACUCUGGCAUAGAGGAAACCAUUGAGAGCCUGAAAUCAUAUGACGAUGAACGGGUGCAGUCUGAAGCUACAAAACUACUAGAAGCUUGGAGCAAACUCCAGAUUGCGUACCGAAUCCCACGCAUGAAGCGAGAUCCCAAUGCCAGUACACCAGCGCGCCGGGAGAACCAUUUUGAGCGUCGCGAGCGGGGCCGGGAACGAUCUCGUUCAAGAUCCACCUCCCCUGUGAAAGAUGCGCCUAAAGGACCAUCAUCGAUCCCGAUCGGGCCCCGUGGCUUUAAUGCCCCCAGAAAUCCGGCAUCAUUCAGUGGCCCUCGCCCGCCGUUCCGUCCACGACCACAUUUGAACCCGCUGCCUGCGGGUUGGUUUCAAGCCACGUCAGAGAACGGUUCUACUUAUUAUUACAAUUCAGCAGGUGACACUCAAUGGACAAGACCAAUACAAGCUACCACGCAAACUCAACCGUCGAAAUCCAAAUCCAAUGAGCAAAGAUUGCAAGAGAUUAUUUCAAGCAUUACCCAAACUUCGUCAACACCCGUCGCCACUUCUGCAUCAACCACACCGCAGCCUGUCGAUGAUUAUAAGCACGGAAAGCAAGCCAAGAAAGAGAAAUGGAAAAGUCUGCCCCAGGAGAAGCAGGAGAAGCUUUACGAACGCACCCUCGCACCUCACGUUAUGAAUGUAGUCUCCCACUACCGUAAGAAGCUGGAGAAGGAUGACCUGAAGAGACUGUCGAAAGAAGUCGCAAAGAAGCUCGUCCGGGGUGAUUACAAACACAACAAAGUCAAAGAUCCAACGGCAAAAUUAGACUCCAAGCACGAGAAGACGGUGAAGAAGUUCGUGAAGGAUUACAUGGACAAGGCCGUCGUGAAAAAGGAGGCGAAGGACAAGGAGAGGGCAGCUAAAGCAGAGAGAAGAGCAAAAGAGAAAGCUGCUGGCAAGGUUCCUGCAGAGGCUUCACCAGAAUCUCCAAAGAAAGAGGAAGCACCCGAGAGGGCAGACUCAGACGAUGAGAUGAUUGGUCUAUCAGAUGACGAAGAUGCUCUCGCCGCGGAUUUGAAGCGAAAACGGGAAGAGGAUUAUGAGGUUGCUUCGCCGAAGAAACUCAGACCCGAUGCUGUUCCAGCUCCGCCGCCACCACCCCCGCCCCCAGCCGAGGAUAUGCCCCAAGAUAUCGAGGGUGCACAUCUCACACCAAUAGAAUACGCCGAUCCGUUCACCAUUGCUGCGAUGAGUGGAAGCCCUUCGACUGAACUAUUACCUGAUCGUUUGAAGAAUGGGGCAGAGAGCCCCAUGCAGCUCGCAACACCACCAACAACCAUGAAC
Messenger RNA from Aaosphaeria arxii CBS 175.79, 2775 nucleotides. RefSeq lists its product as uncharacterized. The transcript has 4 exons. The annotation marks the transcript as partial. Gene Ontology annotation, biological process: regulation of DNA-templated transcription. Lineage: Eukaryota; Fungi; Ascomycota; Dothideomycetes; Pleosporales. Gene Ontology annotation, molecular function: protein binding; histone H3K36 methyltransferase activity. Gene Ontology annotation, cellular component: chromatin; nucleus; chromosome. The record is from RefSeq and is a predicted model, not a curated record.